AGCAAUCUUUUGUCACAUUUCUUAAGCUUUUUCAUGUCUGUCAGCAAAAUUUUAUUGUCGAGCAUUUUCUUAGUUUCAUGUUGUGAGCUAAAAAUUGUGUAUUUCCAUGUCGAUCGGAGUUAAUUUACGCGUUACUUAUCAUACCUCGAUAGGAGGUCGCAAGUAUCAAGAGGAUUUUUUCUCCGUUGCCUACCAGGAAACCGAACACGAUGGAAGUUUACAAUUCGCAUUUUUUGGGAUUUACGACGGACAUGGUGGAGCUGAGGCUUCGCUCUACGCAAAGGAACACUUGAUGGAUACAAUCGUUAGCCAGAAAUUGUUCUGGUCGGAAAACGAUGACGAUGUUUUGAGAGCGAUUCGCGAGGGCUACAUUCAGACCCAUUAUUCGAUGUGGCGUGAGCAAGAAAAAUGGCCGAAGACUUCUUCUGGUUUGCCGAGCACAGCUGGAACUACGGCCAGUAUUGCAUUUAUCAGACGGGGUAAGAUCUACGUAGGCCACGUAGGCGACUCGGCGAUCGUGCUAGGUUACCAAAAAGAAAAGAAACCAAUUUGUGAGGAGGAUAGCAGCAAAUGGGGCGCAACACUUUUGACGGUGGACCACAAACCUGAGACCUAUGCGGAAAAGAUGCGAAUCAUGAGUUGCGGAGGUAAAGUUAUCACCAAAUCUGGUGUACCGAGAGUGGUUUGGAAUCGGCCCAGGAUUGGCCAUAAAGGCCCUGUCCGGAGAAGUACACCUAUCGACGAAAUACCAUUUCUAGCAGUAGCCCGCAGUUUGGGGGACCUGUGGAGUUAUAACUCGGUGAUGAACGAAUUUGUCGUUAGUCCUGAUCCUGAUGUGUCAGUAAUUGAGAUUGAUCCUAAGAAGUACAGGUGUCUCAUAUUUGGUACGGACGGUCUGUGGAACGUUAUGUCACCAAAAAACGCAGUGGAAAUCGUACAAGCUACUGAGAUGGAGAACGUUCGUAUUGCCUUAGAGGGUGGCCGUGAUUGGAAGAAUCCCAGCAAACUUCUAGUAGACGAAGCUCUACAACGAUGGAGUAAGAGCAAUAUGAAGGCGGAUAACACAUCAGUAGUGAUCAUUAUGCUUGAUCCUCCCGGACCUAGAAAACUAGACAUGACAUGCUCGAUGAGAACGUCAACACAACCAGUUGAGUGUGAAGUCAUAUGUACGCAACCUAAUGUGUCUUUAUUUGACCAUGCGAGUCGCGAGUUAAUUGAUAUCUCACAGGUAACAUGUCAAGCUUCGUCAAAUCAUAAUAAUGAAAAUCUACAGCAUCACUCAUAUUUCGAAUCUGCGACACCUGCUUCAUAUCAAGACAUUACGUAUACGGAAGGAUUCGAUGAAUCGUAUAACUCAUUUCUCAAUAUAAGUUUUAACAAUGAGCAUUCGUACACCAACUAUGCGAGUGCAAAUGGUACACAGCAAUACACCAUGCAACAGUACCAUAAUCGCCAACCACAACAACAUGACGAUGUUGAAGGCUGUACAACGAUUCGUUCAGACGAAAAUGAUGAGCACAAUCGAACAAACUUUGAAGAUACUUAUUCAUUGACAAAUCUUCGGACUAAAUCUGAACGAGUUCUUUCCGAUUCGAUGCAAGCGUCUGCAUCAUCGUUAUCAUCUCCUUUGUACGCACAACAGGAGCAUACAGGGAAUGUUAUAUUAAUCGAAAACUUUCAUGGUUACUCACUGACACAUAUGUCACCCCGUCCCAACCAACAAUCGUAUGUCAACAGUCAGUAUCACCACACUUCCUAUCAUCAAAGGUACGACGAACCGAUAGACCGAUAUGAUUACUAUAAUCAUCACUACGAAGAACAAAUUGGCUGCAGUUACAGUCAAAGCUAUUCGUCGCGUAAUUUAUCAGAACAUAACUAUCAACGUAAUGCUGACGAAUAUCCAUAUCUUGAAAAAGAAACUGAUUCACCCGUUGUUGUGGAAACUAUUGGUGUGGCAGAAUCCGUUGAAAACGUGUGUUACGUUACGUCCCCCGCCGUAGAAAACGUUACAGUCGAUCCACCGGAAGUAUCGUGCGGUGAGUCCCAGCAACAGCAACAUCAUAGUUGGCCGGUAAACCGUUCCGAAAAUCGAGAUGAACAAGAUGGGGCAGGUAUCCAAAUCAAUGAGAUAUCAUCCUCCGAUCUGAACACGUUAUCUACGACGCAUAAAACCAUAUCGCAAAGCAGCAUCAAUCGAAUAGAGGGCGACAUCGAACUGGAAGCAACAUCUUCAAAUGUUAUUUGUAUGUCUGCCGAAGUUUGUUCCACUGCGAGUAACACUGCCCGAAUAGAGCGAAAAAAAAGAAAAUCCGGUAAAUCUUUCAAAAAUAUGGUGAAAAUCGUUUACGAAACCCGCAGCAAUCAGAGGUCCCAUCGAACGAAAGCCCAACAGGAGAACUUCAACAGUAAAACGAUCCGAAAGAAGUUUACCAAGUUUCUACGGAAAAACGCAACGGUUCGGAGUGUUCUCGGUUUCAAAAAAUCUAGCAAAUCCGGCAACUUCAGUUCUAUGGAUAACAGUGGCGCCGAUGCCAGUAGUAACAGUAUAAAUACAAAAGGUGCCAGAGAGCAAACCUGCGUGGAGAAACGUGUAUUACGGUCCAUGGACCAGAUUAAAGUUCGGACGUGUCGAACAGUCGAAAGUACCAGUCCGAUUGACGUGAGAAAUCACGCCGCCAUUCAGCAAAAAUCGAAUCAACCCGCAACCGAAACUGUGCGUAAAAUAUCCAAACGACAGAUUUUACUGCGAAAAGUUACAUUGGAUGCGAAACGGGUAAGACGCUGAUGAUGAUGACGAUGAUGAUGGUAACGAUCCAAAGAAUGGGCUAUGAAAAGGUCGUUAUUAUCUUCAAUAGCUACAUUUGAAAACGACUGAAAUGUAAUAAGUUUGGAAGGUAUAUGUAUAUUGUGUGUGUGUGCUUUAAGAGGACCUUUUCUCCCCGCGGACUAGAACACACCAAAAAGGCCAUGAAAUUCUGCACCAGGCAGGGCGUGUACAGACUUCAAAAUGGGAAAUUUCCAUCUUUUAUCGCAUGUGAUAGCUAUAUGACAACUGUUAUUCUUCAAAUGAAAUCCACGGACCUUUUCGAAUCCACUGGGUGUAUUUCAAAAACCCAACAAACUGCCUGCGAGGAAAAGAGUUGUUUUAAAUGUAUUGUUUUCUUUUAAUGAUUCGUACAAAUUUCAUCCACUGAUCAUCACCACGGACAGAUCAAUGUUCCACAUAUGUAUAAAAAAUGUCUCGCGUAGCAAAAGUGUUGCAUAUAUACUUAUAUAGUUAGGGCUUACCGUUUCGAUCUUACAUUUAGUCUAUAGUAUGUGCGUGUGUGUAAUUUUCUCUCUCCGGAACAUUAGUAGGUUUUCCGUUUCAAUAUAAGCGGUGUAAUUUCGGUAUAUAAAUUAAAUUAAUUAGAAAAUGCACCUUUCUAUCGUAGUUUGUGACGAAUAAGAGCAAAUUUACUUUGAAAAGUGCCUAUAAGACAUGUAACAAUGUCUUUCACAAGUUAUCCAGUUUUUUUUGCAGAUUGUAUGAUUUAUUGGAUGCAUCUACUUCGUGAUAGAUUAUAUUAUGUAUGAUGUAAGUAGCAUAAUUGUGUAUCUGUCUAGGGUCAGUGUGGAUGUAAAUAGAAGAGUUUGCUUAUAAAUAACGUAUAGUAAUGAACGUUAAAAAUACCUAGAAGAAACUCGAUUGCAUGUACAAAUGAUGUGAAAUGUAGUAUAUAUUUUUGAAACAAUAAAGCAUAUUGCUCACAAAAGA
Molecule: messenger RNA, 3757 nt
Organism: Toxorhynchites rutilus septentrionalis
Lineage: Eukaryota; Metazoa; Arthropoda; Insecta; Diptera; Culicidae
Gene: Pp2C1
Exons: 3
Coding region: 107-2785 (892 amino acids)
Biological process (GO): protein dephosphorylation
Cellular component (GO): nucleus; cytosol
Molecular function (GO): cation binding; mitogen-activated protein kinase binding; protein serine/threonine phosphatase activity
Source: RefSeq, a predicted model, not a curated record